Molecule: messenger RNA, 1726 nt
Organism: Talaromyces proteolyticus
Lineage: Eukaryota; Fungi; Ascomycota; Eurotiomycetes; Eurotiales; Trichocomaceae
Product: general substrate transporter
Exons: 9
Coding region: 1-1512 (503 amino acids)
Biological process (GO): carbohydrate transport; transmembrane transport
Cellular component (GO): membrane
Molecular function (GO): carbohydrate:proton symporter activity
Source: RefSeq, a predicted model, not a curated record
AUGGCCAAGCUUUCGAGGUACAAUAUCUUUAUCAGUAUCGUGGCGGCCAUUGGAGCCUAUAGCUAUGGCUUUGGGUCGAGUGUUUUUGCUACCAGUAUUGGCCAGCCCGGGUUCUUUAAUUAUUUCAAACUCGAAGGUAUUAAUUAUUCAGCUCCAUCUAUUGACUCUGCCAUUCUAGGGGCACUUAAUGCACUCUUCUAUUUUGGCCUGGCCACGGGCUCGUUAAUUCAAGCUUGGGCAGUAGAUAUAAUAGGAAGAAAGCUAUCAUUUGCCAUAUCUGCUUUAGUGUCAUUGAUUGGCAGUGCUCUGGUUACAGGCUCUGUAGCCGUCCCUAUGAUUAUCGUGGUCCGGAUGCUUCAAGGAGUGGGCCUGGGAAUGCUACUAUUCUUAGUUCCAUUAUACAUCACAGAGAUUGCACCUCCCCAGCACCGUGGUUUGCUCACUGGUCUUACCACAGUUUUCUUCUCGUUAGGAUAUAGUGUCUGCGCAUUUAUAUCAGUGGGCACGUAUUUUGCACAAAGUCCCACAGUACAGUGGAGGCUCCCCCUGGGUUUGUCGUGCCUUGGGCCAUUAGUUCUCUUACUUGCGACACCUUACCUAGUCGAAUCACCCCGGUACCUCGCGUUGGUAGGAAGAAAUAACGAGGCAUUGGCGGUGCUUAAGAAGAUCCACCACGAUCCAACUGACAAUGACAAUACUUUUGCUGAAGCUGAGUAUAUUCAGAUUGUCCGACAGAUCGAGUUCGAUAAGGGACUGGAUACUGGCAUUUUGAGUAUGGUGAAAAAGCCUUCAUGGCGCCGCAGGUGUCUAUUAGCAUUUUUCAUCCAGUUUUCCUCACAAUCCACUGGAGUUUUGCUUCUAGUAAAUUACAUCACGAUUAUCUUUAGUAACCUUGGAAUGACGGGAGUAAUGCCUCUCUUAUUGUAUGCCAUCAUGACUGUGACAAAUCAGGUUGCACUCUUCAUUGGUAUGUUUACAGUGGACAAAAUCGGACGCAGGACCCUGUUCCUCAUCGGUUUCCCGUUACUAGCUGUCUGUCUGCUUGUGGAAGGUAUUCUGCAGUGGAAAUACCUCGACUCCACCAACAAAAGCGGACUUUAUGCUUGUGUGGUCUUCAUCUACCUCUUCUUUUUUAUUUUCUGCCUUUGCAUCGAUGUCACCUCAUUUAUCUGGGUGUCAGAGAUCUUUCCCACCGCCAUCCGAUCAAAAGGCGUCAGCAUUGGUUUUUUCGCGUAUUUCACUGGUGCCCUAACGUAUACAACUCCAGGAGCGCUGAUCAUCAAAAACCUUCAAUAUAACAUGUUUUACUUGUACGCAGGAUUAUGCGUCGUUUCAACCGCAGUCGUGUAUUUCUUUGUGCCCGAGACCAAAAAAAUACCCGUUGAGGAAAUUGGUGCGCUCUUCGGGGACGUGGUGGUUGUUCACUUGACUGCCGAUGGACAAGGCAUCGUCGAGGAGGAGAAAGGCGUUGUUCUCACUCAUGCCGAGUUUGCUGACAAGAAUGAGAGCUAGACUUCAUGGUUAUCUCGAUUCCGAGAAUAGAUACACGGAGGAUGGGCGAGAUUUUUCACUCUGUUCUCUCAUUCAAUGGACAUGGAUGCUAGCUAUCACAACUUAGAAUCAUUUUGCACAUGUUGUACUUGUUCAAUCCAAGUCUAUGCAGAUAGUAUGUACUGUAAUAGGUGAUAAAGCUUGACAGCUUCUUUGCUGUCAAAUAUAAGCUGUG